AUGUGGCUUGGUUGGCGCGCAGCCGCUCUCGUGGCUGCUGCCGCAUUUCUGAUAUAUUCCUUGCUGCCCUUCUUGGCUCCCGACGACCACGCUGCGUCGGAAUCUCAAGGCAACCAAAGCUCUGUAGGAGCUCGCAAAGGGAAAGGUGCCGCUGCAGGUGCCUACCCGCGUCUCGAAGCCGAGCAGCGCAUUUUGGGCGCUCGCGUGUGGAGCGUGGCCGAGCUCGCGCUGCACGACGGUCAGGAUCGGACUAGGCCCCUUCUCCUCGCCAUUUUGGGGGAAGUCUACGAUGUCGGCCCUGGUGCUAGGUUCUACUCUCCGGGAGAGGGGUAUGCAGAGAUGGCUGGAAAGGAUGCGAGCAGAGCCAUGAGCAGCGGCAAGUUCGACGUAGAUGCCGUGCCAAGCCUACAUGGCUUCUCGGAAGAGCAGGUUUCAGCCGUCAUGCAGUGGCGAUCUUUCUACCGGCACCACGAGGAAUAUCGCUUCGUGGGCUUCCUAGAAGGCCCGUACUAUGGAGCCGAGGGAUCUCCCACCUCAGAGCUUCAGAGGUUGGAGGACACCCAGUCCCAAACGGAGAAGGUGGGCAAAACCAUGGCAGAGGCGCGGCAGCGCUUCAAGGCCUGCAACUCUAAGUCGAAGCAGGGUGAGGAUAACACCGAGCUCUGGUGCGAUCCCGGGUAUCACGGACCAGGAACCAUGCCAGUUUAUCUGACGGCCUACAACCCCGAGGCCAAGAAGCGGGAGUCUUGGUGCGCGUGCGCCUCUCCCUCGGCGCGGUCUCUGGCCCAUUCAGAUGACGAGGCGCCGGCAACAGCACCGAACGAGCUGGUUUUCAAGUUCACAGAUUAUCCAGAAUGCAAGGGAAAGACGCGAUGCUGGCGGCCAAAGAAAGCUGGCCCCCCAACCACUCGCAAAGCAAAGUAA
Molecule: messenger RNA, 924 nt
Organism: Symbiodinium sp. CCMP2456
Lineage: Eukaryota; Dinophyceae; Suessiales; Symbiodiniaceae
Source: the annotation of a GenBank genome assembly